Orussus abietinus is the source of this 2951-nucleotide messenger RNA. Its product is annotated as galactoside 2-alpha-L-fucosyltransferase 3. The record is from RefSeq and is a predicted model, not a curated record. NCBI's taxonomy places the organism in Eukaryota, Metazoa, Arthropoda, Insecta, Hymenoptera, Orussidae. Gene Ontology annotation, cellular component: membrane. The transcript has 5 exons. Gene Ontology annotation, molecular function: galactoside 2-alpha-L-fucosyltransferase activity. Gene Ontology annotation, biological process: carbohydrate metabolic process. Bases 482 to 1486 code for a protein of 334 amino acids.
AGGAAAUUUACCCUGUGCUUCCCACUAGUCUUUUCAUCCCCCGUGGUGAAGCGCGUGACGUCAUGCAAUUUCACGUGACGUCACGUAAUAAUUUUCUUGGCGAAUUGGGGUGUGAGAAGGGUGAAUCAAUUAUUUCGGGAUUUUCCAGGCGCAACUGUUCGAAUCACUGCUCGAAGCGACUUUAACAAGAUGACGUUCUCGUUGGAAUGUAUAUUACGUUUCUUGAGUCAUCUUUAAUAUACGGGCAAACAGCGAAGCAGGGUGAUGGGGGAUAAGCAACGGGAAGAACGUUUUGAUGCUGUGCUGCGGAGGGAUGCAUAUGAAAGCGACGAUAAAUGUCUAGAUGUAUACUGGAAAGCAAGGGAUACGGCACGCCUAUAGAUCCGAAAUGCCAGACUAGCGCGGCGGAUGAUGGAGAUAAUAGGUAGAGAGCAGUAGAGAAGAAAGUAGAGAAAGAACGUAGGCCGGAGUAAGUGAGAGAAUGAGUCACACUCAACAGCAUGUGCUCGCGAGCGCCAUAGUUCUCUCUCUGAUCGUCGUCUUCGGCAUCCACGUCUUCCUGUUUCCCAUGUACACGUCCAGCCCACCAGCAAGGCGUACCAAGAUAUCCACCUACGAGCAGGUCCUGUGUCAUGCAAGUUUUAAGAACGUAAGGAUUCCUGCCGAUCGAAGGAAUCCUUGCCCGAAGGAUGGGAUAGUCUCCGUCGUACAAGGUGGCAGGUUGGGAAAUCAAAUUUGGGAGUACGCUUCGGUCUGGGCCACGGCAAGAAGAACUGGCUUGGAACCUUUUAUGCCCCGAUGCAUUCUUAGAACUCUGGAGGAAUACUUUGACAAUUUGAGCAUUCCACCAUUGAGCUACAUUGGCUGGUGCACUCUGGACGUAGGGCAGAUCGUCAACUCGCUGAACCACUGGAACAGCACGGAACAGAAUAUUAUAAUUCCCAGACACGCGACUUACUGGUCUUUGAUACUUGUCUGGCUGGACGAUGUUCGCAAGGAAUUCACCUUCAAAUCAUCUUUAAAGUCCUCUGCAGAGUCGUUGUUGAAGAAAGUGGCUUUGCAGUUUAACGUGACUGAUCCAAUCUACGUAGGCAUCCAUGUGAGACGCACAGAUUACGUGGACUAUCUCUGGCAGAAGCUGAAAGUUCGCCCAGCUCCGGUGAACUACUACCUGGCAGCCAUGAAUUACUUCGAAGGAAAGUAUGCGAAUGUUAUCUUCGUGCUAGCCAGUGAUAACAUCGCUUGGUGCAAGUAUCACCUCCACGACAAGGGAUACAAAGUAAGCUUUAUAUCAGACGUAGAUGGUAAAGGUGCUGGCAAAGAUCUGGCAGUUUUAUCAUCCUGCAAUCACAGCAUCAUCGAUUAUGGUACCUAUGGAUCUUUCGCAGCACUUUUGGCUGCGGGAGAGACCAUAGUUUACAAUGUAACCGCCUAUUUUUCCACUUCGAUCGCAGAGGUUUUGCCUAACUGGAAAAUAAUGAGCUAAAAGAGUGGUCGUAACGUCUUUCUAAAAUGCUAAUGUCUAAAACUCUUGUUAACUUAUUAAUUAUUAAUAUUUUCUGCCUCGUCUUUCUCUAGAAAGGAUCUGAGCAAGUUUCUUCGCGAGUCAAAUUUCAACUUGAAGUUUAUACAGAAUGAUUAAUUAAUCAUUUACUUUAUAAAGGGUAUAAAUUUAAGCUCGACAAUGAUUUAUACUAAAGAGUGGAAUUAUAAAAAAAUGAUACCUAAAGUUUAGAUUUCAAGGACGGAAUGAAGACUAUACGUAAUGGAAAGGUUUUUAAAAUACUAACAAUUUGUUUAUUAACGGUUUUCCGUACUGUGGAGAUUUUUAUGUAAGAUAUGCACUAACAAACUGUGGUCGGACUUUUUAUGAAUCACGUUAUUGAUAUAAAUGAGGUGAUUAAGAUCUUAAGAGGAAACCAGGCCAGAACAAGUUUUCCAGUGUCUUCUUCACGAUUUUUAAAAGCAUUUACACUGAAACGAUAAUUAAAUAUGAAAUUCUAUUUUACCGCCUUAUUCAUGCGUCAUUACCGCGUUCUCUCAUUAAUGUACUUGAUUAUAUCACCAAGGUCAUUUUUCGUCAUUCCAAUGAUGUAAGACUGAAUCGAAGCUCUUCUAUUUUUUGUCUAUUAAACUAAGAGUCUAAUUUAUUUAAAAUUAGACCUUAGUUGUAAUUGACAUAUGUAAAUGCACGGUCUAAUAGAAUCUACAAGAAUCUAUUUAUAAAUUGUUUUAUACGGAAAUGAUACAAACAUUUAUUUGGGCUGUUUUUUAAUUGUUCACUGUGAUGAAAUGAAAUGAGUUUUUAAACACUCUUGUGAAUAUGAACUGAAAUUUUAGAUGGAAUUUAAGUAUGAAAUGAAAACUUGCUCAGCUCCGAUGCUGGAUUAAGAGAGCGAAGUAAAGAAUCUUUCGUCAGAGUCCCAGAAUUGGAUUAUAUUUUGUAUUUAUUAUAUACUCUAUGUCUUAUUUCCUAAAUUGAAUUCAAAUCUCGGGAAUGUGAGGAAAAAUAUGUUCAACAUAAUGAUCAUGUACGUUUAUUAGGAUUCCCAAAUCAGUUCUGAACUUCAUCGGAAUCUGAUUUGACAAUGAUUUUUAAUCAGUCAGUCAUCAUUCUUUUCUAUUAAAACCAGAUAUAGAGGUCUUUUUAUUAUAACUUAGGUACAAUACACGGAGAAAAAGUUGCAGCUAAUAAUUGUAUCCUAUUUUAGAAGAGUGAUAAUCAUUUCGACGUUAACGCGAAUCGUAAAAAAUGGUUACGAAAGUACUAUUGCGUCUAUGAGAUUAUUUAUUAAUAUUUCUUUAUUUCUAUGUAGAUGUUUAUUAAUAUCUCGAUUAUUGCACAUAUUCAAUUCUAAUUAUUCGAUUGAAGGAGAAUUUAAGGAUACAUUUUUUAAUCUGCAUUAAGUUUUUAUUUUUAAUAUAAUAUAUUUAUAUUAAGUGGAUGUGAA